Messenger RNA from Populus euphratica (Euphrates poplar), 555 nucleotides. RefSeq names its product abrin-a-like. Lineage: Eukaryota; Viridiplantae; Streptophyta; Magnoliopsida; Malpighiales; Salicaceae. The coding region runs from base 1 to 555 and encodes 184 amino acids. The record is from RefSeq and is a predicted model, not a curated record. The transcript has a single exon.
AUGGAAGGAAACAUGAAAGUUUGGAUUUUGGCACUAUGGGUUUUGUUAGUGGCAAUUCACGAUCACCAUGUCGUGGCAAACGAUGCUGGCGUUUAUACUCAUGCCGAGCCUAUAGUUCCACUGCAUGCCUCCGAAGAAGGUAGGAAGGCUAUCAAUGAUUCAAAGCCGUUUUCCAUCGUCGGGGCAGGCAGUAAACUCUGCGUUUCAGUGAACAGAUUCGUGCCCCAGCUAGUGGAUUGCAAGGCCGACACAAAAGAGCAAAAAUGGGAGUUCCAUACAGAUGGUACUUUGCGGACAGAGACAAACCUUAGCAUGUGCCUCACUUGUAAUGACCUAACCCAAGGAAGCGACAUUCUCGUUCUCCCAUGCAACUUCAGUUCGUCUGAUUAUAUAUUUUGGAGAUAUAGGUCCUCUGAUUAUGCCAUUAUUAAUACUGCCAGUGCUUCUAAAGACCUGGUAAUGGAUUUGCGCGAAGGUCAAACAGAAGUCCCUCAACAAAUAUUUCUUUGGCAAUCCAAUGGUGGAGACAACCAGAUGUGGUAUCUAGUACCAUGA